Molecule: messenger RNA, 2253 nt
Organism: Trichobilharzia szidati
Lineage: Eukaryota; Metazoa; Platyhelminthes; Trematoda; Strigeidida; Schistosomatidae
Source: the annotation of a GenBank genome assembly
CAACCUUCAACAGUGAUACAAUAUUGAAGUUUUUGUUGUAUGCAAUGAAAUGACGCGUUAUGCACUUUUGUGAAGUUAAUGGAAAUGGAACUUAUGAAACAAUGCCUGCACACUCUAUCACACAAAACGGUGGUAUUUCGAAGAAUUCUAAUGUAGAUGUAACACCUCUUGAACAUCUUUUUGUUACAAAGUUUUCAAGAUUAACUAUUGAUGAUGAAUACAAAUAUAACUUAGCAUACUUAGUGACUCAGCAGAAUGGAGCACAACCUCCGGAUAAAAUACCUCAACAUGAUAAGCGUCCAACAAUUACACUGAGUGCAAAACCGCUUAAUCGCAUUCAAUUAAAUGCCGUUCAAAAUCAAAACGGACCCGUUGUUUCUAAAGAUUAUAGGAACUUGCAUAGACUUACAAACGGUAAAAAGCAGAAACCUUUGAGAAGCAAAUUUCCUGCACGCCAUACUUCUCCUGCCUAUACUAGCAGUCCAGAAUCAUGUAAUCAUACUGCAUCAGACUUGGAUGAUCGGGGGGAAUAUGAAUACAUCCCUUUUGAGAAGAGCUCCUUAAAGCGUUUUGUUAAUAAUGAUAAUAAUCAUGAUCGAGUCUCAACUCAUAAGACAGUGUCCAGAUCAUUCCAAAAUGCCAUAGACUCUCAUUAUUCAGGACUAAAUCCCCUUGUUUUCGAACAUCAUAUUGGAUCAAAUAUGGCUAUGCCUUCAGGUGGACUUCAUGGCACUUAUGACACAAUGAAAUUCAUACCUACAAUACCCUCAGAAUGUCACCGUGAAAUCCCACCUAAGUUGACUAAGCCACCAGAACAAUCUUAUAGAGACCUCUUAGAAUCAAAAAGAACAAAAUUAAAUUCUUCCGAUCAGUUUAUAAGAGAUGAGUUCUGUUCGCCAGAUGUUGCUUCAAAAGUUCAGGCAUUCAAGUCACUUACAAAAUUGAGGGAAGUUAGAAAUGUUGAUCACCCAAGCGAAAUCAAGCCAGUCAGUAGAACAGUAGAGGACCAAAGCCCCUUAGACCCAUCAUCACCUCAACAGAACUCGCAUUCUCUACGUCGGUCAAUCACAUUUUCCGCUGGACGAUUAUCGAAGCAAUACCAGAAACAAGAUGAGCCCUUAAUAGAUUUAUGCUAUGAUUGUGGUAAACGCAUAUAUCCAGUAGAUCGUAUAUCUACUGGUGAAAGAGUCUAUCAUAAAACAUGCUUUCGUUGUGCAACAUGUCAAAGAACUUUAUUAGUUGGAAAUUUCGCCUCAUUGGAUGGAGUUAUCUUCUGUAAACCACACUAUAUAGAACAAUUUCGUAUGAGUGCAGGUCGUUAUGAGUAUCGUCCAAGUGUUAUUUCUAAAUGAUGAUUGCUUCUUGUUCAGCUGACAAGUGGAUUGUUACGCCUGCCCGAUCACAUUCAACAUGAAAGAAAGAAAGAAAGAAAUGCAAUCCAACUGAUUGUAUGAGAAUAUUAUGUGAAUAGAAAAUUGUUUAUCUAUCCUGUAUUACUUUACAUUCAUACUACUGCUACUGACGAUAUCAGUAGUACUGGUAGUUUUAUACAAAUAUUUUCCGUAUCUUCCAAUUCACCAUCAUCAGUACGUGUAUAAAAGCGGUAGUAGUUUCUUUUCCAAGUUAACUUGGAGAAAUCAAAAUCAAGAAUUAACAAAUGAUACAUUUGUACACUUGUCUUUCGUAUUACCGGAGAGAAUUGCCUAGAUCCCUAUUGUUGAAUACUACAGUCAAUGUAUAUUUAUUUAGUAUUGGUAAUAAUAGUAAUAGUAGUAAUACAAGUAUCCGUAUUAUCGUCUUUUUGAAAGCGCUACAUUCCCCACUAUUACUAUCACCAACAUCAUCUUUGUCAGCAUUCUCAAAAAUUCCGCCAAAUUCAAUGUCAAGAAAAACAAUAAUUGAACAAUUAAAACAACUAAUUUAUUCAAUCUACUGUAUACUAACUAUAGACUAUAUAACAUAGAUAUAUACUACUCAGUAAACAGACACUUUUAUUUAUGUAUUACACAAUCGAAUUGAUUAUUUUCGUUAUCAAUAUUUUAAUUUUUCUUCAUACAUUUUGGUUAUGGUGAAAACGAGAAUUCUAGUGAAGUCUCCUUUCAAAUAGCUUACACAUAAAUGUGAUAUAUAUAAAUGUAUAUGUAAAUGGUUACUAGUGAUACACAGUGGUCAGCAAUAUAUUGGUAUAAUAGUAAAAAAAUCUGAUAUUGUAUCAUUUUCUUUUGAGUUAUUUUGAUUUUUUAAAAUUUUUUU